Molecule: messenger RNA, 853 nt
Organism: Paramormyrops kingsleyae
Lineage: Eukaryota; Metazoa; Chordata; Actinopteri; Osteoglossiformes; Mormyridae
Product: phospholipase A2-like
Biological process (GO): lipid catabolic process; phospholipid metabolic process; arachidonate secretion
Molecular function (GO): calcium ion binding; phospholipid binding
Source: RefSeq, a predicted model, not a curated record
GUGGCUACACAUUUUUCAAGGUCUGAAGGAGUUAUAAAUGGUCUCUUUAUCCUGGGCCUUCGUCCAGAUCACCAAGAUGAAAACCCUCCAAACUUUCUUCAUGUUGGCUUCUAGCCUGUCCAUCGUGAUGAUGGACCCAGACUACAGGUCACUGUUGGGCUUAAGGGAUAUGAUCAUCUGCAAGAUCCCUAGCAGCUGGCCUCUGCUGGACUAUGGAGACUAUGGCUGUUACUGUGGAAAGGGAGGCGCUGGGACAGCCGUGGAUGACUUGGACAGGUGUUGCCAGACCCAUGACCACUGCUAUCACCAAGCCAAGAACCUUGAGGCCUGCUGGCCUGUUUUGGAAAACCCUUAUACCCUACCCUAUUCCUACAGCUGUGACAAGGCAAACAAGACUAUCACCUGCAAAGAGUCCAACACUGUCUGCGAGAUGUUUAUUUGUGAAUGCGACAAGCAUGCAGCCAUGUGCUUCGCUGGGGCGGGCUACAACAAGGAGCACCACAACAUGAACCAAGAGCUCUGCAAGUGAGCCAGUCAGCAGCUCCAUCUCAUCACAGCUUGUAUGUCAGUCCUUUUCAUGAGACCCUUGCAUGCAACCAUUGAGCUAUAAAGAAAUAAAUAUGCAAUGAUUCAUACAAAAAUACAAAUGCUGUCAUCUGAGUUUGACCUGGAGAAAUGUGAGGACACCGUGCAGAGCUCAUGCUGUGUCCUCUCUCUCCCUGGAUGCUGUAUGUAUGCUUAUGCACAAUGUGCUCACUUAUUAUAAACUAUUAUGCCAAUAAACCAUCCUUUACCAUCAGGCUAAGCUGAUGGACAUAUUUUACAGUAUCAAUCAGGCACCUAAUCAGGUAGC